Molecule: messenger RNA, 1314 nt
Organism: Trichomonas vaginalis G3
Lineage: Eukaryota; Parabasalia; Trichomonadida; Trichomonadidae
Product: glycosyltransferase family
Exons: 1
Coding region: 1-1314 (437 amino acids)
Molecular function (GO): glycosyltransferase activity
Source: RefSeq, a predicted model, not a curated record
AUGCUAAAUGUGAUCACUCAAACCUUCUCUAUUCCAGAUUUCGAAAAAAAUGUGACAUCAGAAAAAACUAUGAACAAUAUAAAAAGUCUCCGAAAACCACAUCAAAAAUCUCUUUGGAGCGAUCCACAUGCGCACAUGGAAGUCCUCAUUUAUAUAAUGGUUGCUACUCUCAUGGCUAUUUACUACGAUUACUUAACUCUCGGAGAAUUAAGAGCAUACCUGCAAUACAAUAACAUCACAUUAUCAUUUAUGCAUACAAAAUACAAUAUCGAUGUUGUAAAUGAAACAAGAACGAUUAUAAAAGGAAAUCAUGAAUCAGAUAAAAAAUACAUUUUAGAAGAUGAAUACCAAAAACGUAUGGGCGGCAUCUUCUUUAUGAAUUCAUCUCUAGAACGUACGAAUGCUACAUAUAUUGACUUAAUGUACGUCUAUGUUUGCGCAUUCGGUGGUUGCGUUCAAUCUGAUGGUAAAAUCUAUUUACCAGAGAGAGACAGAAUAUUCUUAAAGCUUGGAGAAGCAGGCCAAGUUGUUGGCUACUACGAACAUGUUGUUGCCUCAGGAAAUCGUUGGGCAGCAAUGUACGCGCAUUGGAUGUAUGAUUGCGUUGCAUAUCUACUUUUUAUUCCAGAAGAAAUCAGAAAGAAAUCUGUUUUCCUUUUACCAGUAAAUUCAACAAUUUACAGCGAAGCCGUCGAAACUCUUGGAUUUAACAAGUCUCUUGGUCAAAUUCUUUACCUAAACAGCUCACAAUGGGUGUUUGCAAGGCAUUUCCAUACAGUUUACACUCCAGAAUCAAUUCAUGGCUGUAUGAUUUGGGCAGUACACGAAUUAGGAAGGAAAUGGAAAGAAUUAUACGGUCUAAAUGCUACAGUACCUACAGAUUACGCUCUUUACAAUCGUCCUUACGGAAAUAGAUAUAUUAUUGAAUUUGACGACUUCUGUUACUCGAUACAGAUGCGAUUCCCUGAAUACAGAUGGAUCAAGCUACAAACUCUAUAUCCUACAUUCAAAGAAUCCGUUAUUGCAUACAGUCAUGUGAAAUUAUUGUUUGCUCCAGCAGGAUCUAACUGGGCAAACGUCAUUUUCAUGAACAAGAACACUGCUGCUGUAUGUGCAAUGGCUGAUACCAAUGAUAUUCCUGUUCUUGCCGUUUGCGAAGUCAUGAACAUUUGGUUGUCAACUUUCCCGAUACCAGGAAUGAGACACCACGGUGGAGUUUCCGGUAAAAUGGACUUCGAGAUAGCAAUUAAGGCUGUACAAAAGGCACUGUUUGCAUUAGAUCACGGAAGAUGGCCAACAACCACAGAAAUAUAA